Messenger RNA from Daphnia carinata, 1666 nucleotides. RefSeq lists its product as uncharacterized. The record is from RefSeq and is a predicted model, not a curated record. Gene Ontology annotation, biological process: synapse organization. Lineage: Eukaryota; Metazoa; Arthropoda; Branchiopoda; Diplostraca; Daphniidae. The transcript is spliced from 7 exons. The coding region runs from base 261 to 1340 and encodes 359 amino acids. Gene Ontology annotation, cellular component: neuron projection membrane.
CUUAAUGACGCAUGGUGUGUAACCAUCAUGUCAAUAUCAUUCCCCGUUUUCAAGUGCGCACAAAUGCAAACAGAAAUAUGAAUAACUCGUUUAUACGUGUUCUUGCUAAGUUGGAAGUUGAACGGAACUUCAAAUAGUCAGACAACAACGUGAGGUGCUGCGUGUCCGACAUUUGUUUUUACAGUAUUGAAAAGGAACAGCUUUUCAGCAUUGGAAAGGACAAGGGUGAAUCACAACUCGCACGUAUCGAUUUCAACAAAAUGAUUGGUUGUAAUAUACUGGUUCGCAACUUCGCCAUUUUCCUGGCCGGCAUGAUGACGCAUAUUUCAGCUGUUGGCGAUUCAACCUUCACAUCAUCGAUAGAAGCUGACGUAGCCGCUAACAAUCCAGACGUCGUAGCAGCCGGAACUGCUAAGCUACGUAUGUUGGCAGCUUCAUUAACGUCCAGCGGAGUUGCUGUAGAGCUGGAAGAGCUCCUUCCAGAAACCAUCGAGAAUGGCACGACCAAUCACAUGACCGUCUUACAGGGUGACACAGCUUUACUUCCCUGUAAGGCUUACAGCCUUGGCCAGCGAACGGUUUCGUGGAUUAGACGGAGAGACUGGCACAUCAUGUCGUCCGGCAGUCACGUCUACACAGCCGACAGCCGUUUCAGCGUCCUCAACCGGCCCGGUUCGCCUGACUGGAUUUUGAUGCUCAAAUCACCUCAACUUCACGACUCGGGCACUUAUGAAUGCCAGAUUGCAGGUGGACAGGGACAAGUUUCGCAUUUUAUCGAACUUUUGGUUUGGACGCCUGUGGCUUCCGUAGUCGAGGGUAGCGAACAUCACGUUGAAGCUGAGAGUAACAUCCAGCUGCACUGCAAACUUCACCCGGAAUCGAAGAAUCACAGCAAUGGGAACGAUACAGACGUCAACACUGGCGUCGAAGAACAGCAGACCAAAUUUCCUCAGCUGACUUUACCCACGGUGGGAGGAGGCGGCCUACCGUUCGUUUGGUUCCAUAAUGGCCGGCCGUUGAUUCACGGCAGCAAAUCAUCCGCCGGAUUAGGAUUGGUGUCUGUUUUCUUGGAAGGCGUAUCCGAAUCGGACGCUAGCAAAAGAGACUGGAUGGCAUGGACCAGCCGCCUGGUGAUCCAGCGUGCAGAUCCGGCUGAUUCCGGCAAUUAUACCUGCGUACCGUGGAGAGGGAAGGCCGUCUCAGUCAACGUCUUCGUCUCACAAGGUGAUCGACCAGCGGCGGUUCAAAGGCAGUCAGCGCUGAAAUCUUCCAUUCCACUGAAUGUGCUCAUCUUCGGAUUAAAUUUCCUUCUUCUUCAGAUCCCUCUUCAAGAUCGAUGAUCCUCUGUUGCUUUGUUCUUUUUUGUUUCAAGGUUCCACAAGCAGUCAUCUUAACUGUUAAUCCUUAUUGCAUCGGUGCCCGUAUGUGUACAAAGAUUCUUCUCAAUGAAAAAAAAAAGCAGAUAACAAUUUAAAUCUUGGAAAUUUAUGGCAUUAAAUCUUAUCUCUCUUUUCAAUGUUUACCGCGUUUCUUUUCCCUUCUAACGGUUUCCUUGACUUUCAAAAAUACGCGCGUCACUAAGUGCAAAUUCUAUCUCGAUGUUUGUAUGAGUUCACUGUACUUGAUUCUAAAUCCUAGAAGGAAAAUAAAACAAAAAUAAAAUAUU